Molecule: messenger RNA, 8201 nt
Organism: Rhipicephalus sanguineus (brown dog tick)
Lineage: Eukaryota; Metazoa; Arthropoda; Arachnida; Ixodida; Ixodidae
Gene: Fbxo42
Product: F-box only protein 42
Exons: 12
Coding region: 117-1865 (582 amino acids)
Molecular function (GO): protein binding
Source: RefSeq, a predicted model, not a curated record
UCCCUUCCCAUCGCUCUCCACCCUCCUCCAUCCGUGCGAGGCAAAGCGAGACUGUCGGCAGCUUUGGCAAUGGUGCACAGUCGGAUAAUUAAAAUUCGUGGCUUCUAAGCGACAAGAUGAGCACGGCAUGCAUUGACGACCUUCCUGAAGUUGUGCUGGAGUACAUAUUCUGCUACCUUUCGCCAUACAGAGACUUCAAGUCGUGCAGACUAGUCAACAAAGCUUGGUACGCUCACGCCAAAGCGGCAGAACGCAAGCUACGCAGGGACUUCCUAAAUUCUGUGUCACUCCAAAAUGUUGUCUGGUGCCAAAAGCCAACAGAGUCGGGGCCCACCAUUUCGAAGCGCUACUCGCAUAGCGCCUGUGUGCUCGGGGACUCGAUGUACGUUUUCGGUGGUUGUACGAUAGCGAAUACAACUUUCAACGACCUUUGGCGCCUUGACCUGGCUACCCGGAGGUGGAUUCGGCCUCUGACAAUGGGUACCUACCCUCCACCCAAAGCAUGUGCGUCCCUUGUGCCGUACAAGGAAAACCUGCUACUUUUCGGGGGUUGGACACAUACAUCUCCAUACCCGUUACAUCAGGCUUGGCGCAUCUUCCGCCACCUGCACGUCUACAACUGCAGUGCCAACCGGUGGACCCAGGUGAGCACAGUCGGUGGCUGUCCAUCCAUGGCAGGCCACUCAGCCACCAUGCAAGGCCACCUCAUGGUGGUCUUUGGCGGUUUGCACUGCGCCAACCCGGUUGGGCCGUUUUCCAGUUCCAACGACAUCUGGGUCCUGGACCUACAGAGUUACGUGUGGAGCAAGCAAAGGACAACUUCACCAAAGCCAUGGCCUCGUUAUGGCCAUUCACAAAUUACUUUGGACGAAAAACACAUUCUUGUGGUUGGAGGCUGCGGGGGCCCUAACAUGCUUUUGAAUGAUGUCUGGUUGUUGGAAAUUUUUGACGACCCCGAAAAGCCAUGGAGCUGGAAGGAAGUCACGGUGACGAACAAGGAGCAUGCGGCACCACAGCUCUCGUUUCAUCCUGCAUGCAAGGUCGGUGAUCGGGUAGUUGUGCUGAGCAAAUCACAGCGAGCGUAUGCCUCACCUUCUGGGUUGCACCCUGCCGGAUUGAUGCGAGUGCGGCAAGCGCAACGUGUGUGGGUGCCUCCGAUUGAACAGCCAGCCAGGCCUCCGCCGUGUGAUAAUCAGCGGGAUGCAUGUGUCAACGGAACCCGAGGUGUUCUAAAGAGGCCUCUCGAGUCACCGCCUUCAUCAUCUUCCUCCACAUCUACCUCGACUACACUUAGCCAGCCCUCCACACCGCAGCAGAGCCCACCAGAUUUUGCUCUUCCCGGCUCAUCUACAGCCAGCAGUUCAAGCUGCGAUGAAGAAGACGAGACGAGUGACGACGUGGCACGGAGGUUGUCCUCUAAGAAGACGGCCAUGUCCACAGUUGGCAGUGCUCGCCCAUCAGUGCGCCCCAAUGCCCGGCACAAUCGGCAGAGGCAGCUAGAGCUACUCGACCGUAUGGAGCAGAGGCUCAAGGCCCUUAGAGCUGGAGGGGCAUCGUCUGUGCCAGUGCGUAGGCGGCCAUCCUUGCCCGUGUGCCCCAUGCGGCUCUACGUGCUGGACGUCAGUCAGGUGGCUCAGGCAGGCAAGGCAUCGUGGUUGCCGCUGCUGCCACAGGCAGCUGCGACCAGCACUUCCUCCAUGGUCGAAGAAGUGAUCCUGUACUCGCUGGUGCUGGGACGCGGGGAGUUGAUCCUCUUUGGCGGCAUCCAGAAAGACCUCGUCAACAAGCAGGAGGACACCGACGGCACUUCCGAGGUCGUCUCGAGCUCUCUGCACUUCAUCACAUCCAAGAGGGACGUCAUAUGAGUGCUUCACAUGCCCCUCCUCCCGCCGGGGUGGCUCCAACGAUGCUCGUUUUGUCGUUUUGCUUGCACGUGCAGUUUUUUGUUGGGAGUUACCGGCACGUUCCUUCUUGUCCCGGUCGUCAGCCAACCAAGCGGUGUGCUGCGUGCGUUCACAGUUUUCUGUUUCCCGGGAACGCUCGCAGCUCCGUAUUUUGGAGAGGGAGCCGAAAAGCAGAUGUGAUUUUUUUUUGUUGUUGUUACGUGUGCACUGUCGAUAAAGGUAACAUUGUACAGUGUCAAGCUUUUAUUGGGCUCUCCGCGGAGCCCUGCUUGCCGCGUCAAGUGAGAACGAAAGCAACCAUCGCGAAGACACUGCCGCAUGCAUGCCAAGAAAUUUCUUGUGCAGAGUUCUCAGGCUCCGAAAUAUCUUUAAGAAGGUGUUCACGAGGAAGAAAAAAAAAAAGUUUUUGGGACAGCAUGAGAGCAAAGUGCACGAAAGAAAGAUGUGGCUGAUAGAAGUUGACUUGUAGUUUUGUUGUGUCCCUUUGAUGUGUUCCUUUUCUCUUCCAACUUUUUAAACCAGAUAUGAAAGAUGCAAUCUUUUUCAAGUGCUAUCUAACUAUUGUGGAUAACACGUUGUAGAAGAAUGUAUAUGUAGAUGCAAAUGUGUGAGGAGUCAAAAUAACCAAAGCCACGAUCUGGGCUACCAGGUGCAGCUUAAACAAAAGCACCAGUGAAGUGUUGAACACCGCGUAACACCCUGUGCUGUGAUUCAGUGCGAAUGUGUCGUUUUAAAUGCACCUCUGGUUUGCAAUGUGCUUUUAUGUUUCUAACUUGUUACUAAGCUGAUACGCACAAUGUUAUAAUGUGUGAUGCUUCAAGAUGCUUGUGCAGGCAUUGAAGCCUGUCAUCAAGGCAGCUACAGAUAUGUGAAAUGCCAGUGUAAUGUGUUUGAAUGAAUAUUUAGCUUCAGUGAUGAAGCCAUCGAUUGAGUCUUUUGCUCAGGUUUAGACACAGACUUCAGGGUCUACGAGAUGCGCUACUCAAUGUUGACACCUAGCUCUUCCAUGUAAACACACAAGGUGCUUUUUGCGGCAGUUUUUCACGCUUCCUUCGCAUAACACCAGUUGUACAGCGCAUGCCAUGCAACAUUGAACUAUAUGUAAAAUUAGCUCCCCCUCACUGCAUAUUUGUUUUCUAUCUUGCUAAAAAAUCAACUGGCGUAAAUGCACCAUGCUGUGAUUUUGGAGAUCUUGCUAAUCCUUUCUUGGGCUGGCUAAUUUUGUUCAUUUAAAAAAGAAAUUGCGUUGCUUUUAGUGUUGAAGGUACAGUUAAACCUUGAUGUAAUGAACUUCAAUGCAAUGAAAUCGUCAGUGUGACAUUGUUUUGCUUUACAUGACCUACUGUCCACAGUGUACAUAUCUCAGUAAAGGUAUGUUUACCCACAGUUUAAAUGUAACAAUGUUUUCCCACUGUUGCAAGGGAAUACAGGGGCACUGCGUGGACAUUGUGUUGUGGGAGCUUUUGGAGCCCUGGUUUACUGAAAGUUACUUCCGUUACCCGCUCAAUGCUUUAUUUUCAUCACAUAGCCCAAAGCUGUGUGAUGGAAAUAAAGCUGCUGGUGUUCCUAUGUUUACAGUACUAUGUAUAUGUAUGAAACACAGUCUGUUUGUGAUCUGUGCACAUUCAGGACAGUGUGUAGUGGAGGCGCCUGCAGAGAGCUGUGUACUUGCAUUGUAUGUACGCUCUCAACACUGAUGUACACAGGGGAAGCACAACAGGGUUAGCUAUGAAGCAAAUGAAUAAAUAUUUCGUGUAGGUGCUGAGGUUCGAUAGUUUGAGAAUGAGGCUCGAACACUCAGCUGCUGAAACAACCAAGACAGAUGAGUUCAUACUGAAAUAGGAGAUGAAAGAGUGUGCUACAGUAUUGACAAUUAUCUGUGCGAUUCAGCCACAUAUACUAUUGCCUUAAGUAUACGUGUGUGAGCUGAGCAAAAGCGGAAAUUUUGAUAAUUUCUUUUUGAAGUGGCAGCUAGCAGAUUAUUUUGUACCUUAGUUGUGAUUAUCAGGUUGUUGCAUUGAUGUGAUGGGAAUGUUAAUGUAAAACAGCUAUCCAGAACACAGGUGUGCUGUGUUUAUGUGUUGCACUAACUUGUUUUCUUGCCAAGACCUUUUAUUAUUGAUGUCAAACACUAAUUUGUUGUUGUAGUCACUGAAAAAUAGUAACUGCUUAUAGUAUUUUAAUAUUGGCCGCCGCGUUAGUACAGUGGUAUCGGCGCUCAACACCCAAAAGUUGUGGGUUCCAUACCGGCCGCUGCAGUGUCACAUUUUGAUGGAGGUGAAAUGCUAGAUGCCCAUGUACUUAGUUUAGGUUCAUAUAAAGAGCCCCAGCUGGUUGAAAUUGCCGGAGACCUCCACUAUGGUGUGACUCAUAAUCAUAUUGCAUAUCGUGGCUUUGGCACGUAAAAUGCCAGAUGUUAUUGCUAUUAGUAAAGUUGGUGUCACGGCGAAAUGAGUAGUGCACGAAACAUGGUCUCAUCUUAAAUUAUUGUUACAGAUGUAAGACUGGAACGUCAUCCACACUUUUCACCACGAAGUGUUUCAAAAUGCUACUAAACACAGUACAUGUAAUGUGGAUUCUGUUAAUUAUCCAUUUUUGUUCCAAGGCUUUCUUGUACGUUGCAUUGAGGAGUAGUUCUUUCUCCAUACAUGUUCCAUCACAUCUGGCCAUGUGCCGUGUCUGUUAAACAUCUGUAACCGAACUAACAUCGCACGUGCUGUAUUACUUCAUGCCGAAAGUGACGCCAGAGCUUUAGAUCAGUUACGAUUGUUUGCAGAACAUUAUAAACAAAUGUGGUGCUUGUUGUUAGACUUUACUUGGAACACGAAACAGUGGCUGCCAGCUAAGACGUCUUUCCUUUACUGCUCUCCCCGAAAUUCACUGCCAGUAGCAUUAGGUGGAGUUUAUUGACGAGAUGAAAUGUUAGUGCUCAUCAAUUUUGUUGACUCGGGAGACGAGAUUUCAAGCAUGUGGUACGUAGUUCAGUUACGUUGAACGGGCAGUGAAGCGCUGUGGAAAUGAGGGGAGUUUUAUGAUAAAAGUAAGAACAGACCAAGAAACUGGGACAAACACUGAAGGACACCCGACGCUUGGUGUGCCGUUCUUUGUAUGUCCCUGUUUCUUGUGCUGUUCAUAUUUUUAACGUGGAUGACCAUCACGCCUAAGUCUCCGCCUUUCAUAGUUUUAUGAGAGCAAAUAUCUUUCGUCCACCAGAACUUACUAGCAUGAUGCUACAUGAGCAAUCCGAAUGGGCUCCUGUGUCCUAUGUGAGGGAAGCUUUCCAGUUGAAAAAGAAUGCAAUUUGGUCUGGAGAUUGAAUCCCAUACCGCUGCCCUUCUGAAGCAAUCAUCAUGGCAGCUCUACUCUCCAAGAAGCUAGCAGAUGGUAGGGUGACAGUGAAUCGACAGCUCUGGAUGUGCAGGCACAUUAAAGAAGCAACUGCACUCUUUGGAAAUGCUCAAUGUUUAAUUAAAACUUUUUGUGGAAGCAGAACCGACAUCCGCCCAGAAUUAGCACGCCUGAAAUUAGCACCUUACUGCCUAGCAGUGUUCGUAUGUUAGCUGGAAAGUCACUUAAAUUAGUUACUUUUUAGUAACCUUAACUACAACUUUACUUUUUUAUGGAGUGUUUGUGACUUUUCAUACUAUUUUUAGUGCAGUAAAUAGCCAAUAAUGUUUCUCCAUGAGAUUCUUUGCAAACAUUUGGCUAAGCCUAAUGCAUUGGCCUCCUUUUUAUUCCUAAGGGAAAAUAUGUGUCACUACUAAAGACAUACGAGGCACUUAUUUGCAGAUCAUUUGGUUUGUGAAACCUUUAUUCUUUCUAGGCAAGCAGCAAUCUUGAGACUCAGCCCUGCUUUAGAAAGUCGUGAGAUAAUAAACCACUGAAUCACCACUGAUGGAAACAAUUCAAAGGUUCAGUUUUUUUUAAUAUUAAGACAAACUUCUAGAAACAAUUAAGGUGUAGAAGCAAGAAUAGGUCCAAGCAAGUUGUUGCCACUCAGCCAGUUUCCACUAAAGAUGGGAGUGUUUUGGCCUGUAACCUGAUGAAUUUGUCUAAAACAAAGUUACAAACACUGCUGAAUAGCAACAGAGUAUCUGCAGCGGCCUUUGUAGACAAUGGAUAAUGAUACCUUUCAGAAUUACAGAUAGGUGGGCAAGUUGGUUUGGGUUCAUAGUGAUGGAAAGGCAGCGCUAGAACGAACACGAAAGGGACGAGAAGAAGAAGAUGGUUGUGAGUACAGCGCAUGUCCAGUCUUCUUAUCGUUAGUUUUGUAUUCAUUCUAGCACUGCCUUUCCAUCAUUAUGAAUCAGCCCCAUUUCAUCCUCCAGACAGUCGCCUCUGGACUAAACUUUCUCAGGAAUUAAAGUUCCUUUUGUUUUCCCCCUAAUUAUUGUGCCUGCCUACGACCUCCACAAAAUGUCGCAGGCUGUUUGUUGUGCCAGGUUCUAAAAUUGCUGGAGUGGUGGCUUGAUACCAAGAUUGGCUUCGAAGAAGAGCCCCGCCAGCUGAAGUUCAUUCGCAGCUCAACUGUACACUCAAACCUCAUUAUAACAAAGUCGCAUCUGCCACGAAAAUAACUUCGUUAUAUCCGAAAAUUCGUUAUAAACGUUUAUUUUUAACACUGUAGCUAUGGCAGGACUAUUCUUCAUUUACUUCGUUAUAACCGAUAAUUCGUUAUAUCCGUGUUCGUUAUAACGAGGUUUGAGUGUACUUGCUUUUUGACUGCAAGGCCUAGGAGGAUUGAAGAAAGUGAAAACUUGUUGUUUGUGCCCAAAAUAUUACUUGUGUCUUAUCUUUUGGCUAAGUAUUGAUGCGAUUUUCCAGAAUAUUGCCGAGACAUUAAAGUUUCAACCUAAAGCCAAUCGUGAGGCAGUGGAACUCCAGCUUCACUUUUUCGUCAUCUCCACUCUACCAAACUAGCACAUUGUUGCUAGUACGCAUAUUGUCUUGGUUGAAGGGCAACGCGCUAAACUGGCUAACGAAUAACACCAUUGUAGUAUAGCACGUUGUUGGGCUAGUUGGUGCAUUGCCAUUAAAGAAAUAUAUAUCCAGGCAAAAACGGGCAAAUGUAGUAAACGGUAAAGAAGACGGGGAAAGCUGCUAGCUGCUUUUCUGUCUUCACAGUUUCACGUGUUCGCUUUUGGCUGAAUAUAUAUUUCCUUAAUGGAAUAAUGGUACAUGUAGUUUUUUUUUUUCCAAAGACAUACAAGACUUGCAAGUUAUUGUUGGUUGACAUACUGUGUGUGCGUUAGAUUAGCCCUCUGGGUAUCAUGUCUAAAACUUUCCACGUUUCUACUAUCUUCUAGAUAUUGUGUACAGACUCCUGGAAUGUUUGUGUCAUAAUCUAACAAAACGUUUUGUGUUAGAAACUGUAUAUUUCUCUGAAUGCAGUUUGUCAUUUUUUUCAUGGCUGCCUCUUGUACAUUUGUCUUCUAAAAUGUUUUUGCCACCUCUGGAUUGUACUUUUGCAGCAUAACAGGAAAUAUUUUCUUAAAGACUGCUUACAUGCUUUCAAUUGCUAUGUUGCACCAUGAGCAAUCAAUCCGUGAAAAAAAAAGGUCAUUGUUCUUGUGUAUGCUCAUUGCUUUUCCAUCAGAAAGCACCGAGCAUGUAUGGCAUAACGUCUAGCAUAAGUACGGCUGAAAAGCUGCAAAAUUUUUGGAGUGUGUGACCAGGCUGGUGCGCAUGCAGUUCUUGAACUCUUGACGUGGCAGAAAGGAAAAAUAUAGGAGGAAGCUCUUCAAGUUAGUUGGCUCUCGCUAGCCAACUUCCUUCGAUACUGUUAAGUCUUCCAGAGUUCCCUUGCCAAGAGCUUUCACUUGCAUCGAAUCCUUGGAAACUGCACUGUGUGUGGCUUGCCUUAGUUUGUGGAAGGUUCGAGUACUACAGCUUUCCGCUUUGCCUGAACACCUACUUGGUGUUGUAGUGGCAACAUUAUCUCCGGAGUGUCCUCAUGAUUAGACAUGCAUUGUAACUUUCAAGUAGUGUAACAGUAGUACUACUAGCAAACAACUAACCCAGAGCCAUCAUGUAAUUGGGCACUGUUCCCAAUAAUCUUUUGCUUUGUGUAUUUUAUUAAGGAACUCAUUCCUGCUUUUUCUUUUGUUCUUUCUUCGUGUUUGUAAACAUAGGGGAUUGUACUAGCCAGCAGCUGCAAUGAUUUACGUUGUGAAAAAGAAAACCUAUGUGGCAAAAAAAGUCAUUGUAUAAAGUCCCUAACGGUGCACACAAGCUGUAUAAAAUUUUGGGCAUUGAUGUGUGUAAUAAGUAUUAACAAAAUAAAAUGAUUAAAUUUGC